This is a messenger RNA of Lontra canadensis (Northern American river otter), 1186 nucleotides long. It is a transcript of the gene TAGLN2, whose product is annotated as transgelin 2. The record is from RefSeq and is a predicted model, not a curated record. Gene Ontology annotation, molecular function: protein binding. The coding region runs from base 137 to 736 and encodes 199 amino acids. Lineage: Eukaryota; Metazoa; Chordata; Mammalia; Carnivora; Mustelidae. The transcript has 5 exons.
GGUCCGCCCCGUCCGAGGCGGGACCCCGCUGAAAACCCCCGGCCCCGGCCCCGCGCGCCACUCGGCCCGCAGCCCCUGCCAGAAGUGUACCGCGGCAACCGGCCAACGCACCCCACAGCCACCACUGCCCUAGGGAAUGGCCAACAGGGGACCUGCCUACGGCCUGAGCCGGGAGGUGCAGCAGAAGAUCGAGAAGCAGUACGAUGUGGACCUGGAACAGAUCCUGGUCCAGUGGAUCACCACCCAGUGCCGCAAGGACGUGGGCCGGCCCCAGCCCGGGCGCGAGAACUUCCAGAACUGGCUUAAGGAUGGCACGGUGCUGUGUGAGCUCAUCAAUGGGCUAUACCCCGAGGGACAGGCCCCAGUGAAGAAGAUCCAGGCCUCCACCAUGGCCUUCAAGCAGAUGGAGCAGAUCUCCCAGUUCCUGCAGGCGGCCGAGCGCUACGGCAUCAACACCACUGACAUCUUCCAGACCGUGGACCUCUGGGAAGGAAAGAAUAUGGCCUGUGUGCAGCGGACGCUGAUGAACCUGGGCGGGCUGGCCGUAGCCCGGGACGAUGGGCUGUUCUCUGGGGAUCCCAACUGGUUUCCCAAGAAGUCCAAGGAGAACCCUCGGAACUUCUCGGACAACCAGCUGCAGGAGGGCAAGAACGUCAUCGGGCUGCAGAUGGGCACCAACCGCGGGGCGUCCCAGGCCGGCAUGACUGGCUACGGGAUGCCGCGCCAGAUCCUCUGACCCCGCCCCAGCCCUGUGCCCGCCUUCCCAUGGAUGGUUAAUAUAUAUAUAUAUUUUUUAGCAGUGACAUUCCCUGAGAGCCCCUGGGACUCUCAUACUCCCUUAGCCAGGGUGGGGGCCCGGCCUGCCUCCUCUGGGGUGCCUGGUGGCAGGUCCCCCCCCAUCCCGUGCUUACUAAUACAUUCCCUUCUUCAAACCCACCAAAACUGGACCAACUGGCCUCCUUCCACCUGGGACCAAAAGUGGGGGGCCUUGCCACCCUGCAGCCCCAUACCUCUUCUCUUUCCCUUUGGCUUCUUUCCACCCUGAGCUCUGCCCUCAAUCUGUUCCUUGGCUGGGAGUCCGAGACCCUGCCUUCUGGCCUUCCUUCCACAAGUACGCCUCGCCCCUUAGCUGGGGCUGCAGGGACUUAAUUUAUAGGGAGAGGCCUGUGGUGGUGGCCACCGGCUG